This is a messenger RNA of Pelecanus crispus (Dalmatian pelican), 898 nucleotides long. Lineage: Eukaryota; Metazoa; Chordata; Aves; Pelecaniformes; Pelecanidae. The record is from RefSeq and is a predicted model, not a curated record.
AUGCUGUGUCACAGUGAUUUAAAUUGAGACUUCUUGUUCAUAUUUUCUUCCCUUUACAGGUAUCCUCUGACAAAUUACACAUUUGGUACAAAGGAACCCCUGUAUGAGAAGGACAGUUCUGUGGCAGCUCGAUUUCAGCGCAUGAGGGAAGAGUUUGACAAGAUUGGCAUGAGGCGGACUGUGGAAGGGGUUCUGAUUGUACAUGAGCACAGGCUGCCCCACGUGCUGUUACUGCAGCUGGGUACAACAUUUUUCAAGCUACCUGGUGGUGAACUCAAUCCAGGAGAAGAUGAGGUAGAAGGGCUCAAACGCUUAAUGACAGAGAUACUGGGUCGUCAGGACGGUGUUCAGCAAGACUGGGUGAUUGAUGACUGCAUUGGUAACUGGUGGAGACCGAACUUUGAACCUCCACAGUAUCCCUAUAUCCCAGCUCAUAUUACAAAACCAAAAGAGCACAAAAAGCUUUUCUUGGUCCAGCUUCAAGAAAAGGCUUUGUUUGCAGUCCCAAAAAAUUACAAGCUGGUUGCUGCACCAUUGUUUGAGCUCUAUGACAAUGCACCAGGAUAUGGACCCAUUAUUUCCAGCCUUCCUCAACUUUUGAGCAGGUUCAACUUUAUUUACAACUGAAUUCCCAUAUACCUGAAGAGUCUGAUAGAAGAAGCCGUCUCUGUGAGCACAGCUUUAAAAUGUAGAGAAAAGAAUACAUGUGAUGCAAGGAUUUUUUUUUAAUGUCAUUCUUUUCCUGAAGGCCACUAAACUUUCUAUUGUAUGAAUAGAGGAAUGAAUCUCAACCGUUUAGAUAGUGGGAUGGCAAUGUGAUGUCAGUGUUUUAAUUGCUUUUUGUUGUAAUACUCACCAAAUUUUUUUUGUACAACAUUAAACAAAAUGGUUAAGAUUC